Messenger RNA from Hemicordylus capensis (graceful crag lizard), 3134 nucleotides. RefSeq names its product solute carrier family 25 member 46 (gene SLC25A46). The transcript has 8 exons. Gene Ontology annotation, biological process: mitochondrial fission; axon development; mitochondrial membrane fission. The record is from RefSeq and is a predicted model, not a curated record. Bases 131 to 1339 code for a protein of 402 amino acids. Lineage: Eukaryota; Metazoa; Chordata; Lepidosauria; Squamata; Cordylidae. Gene Ontology annotation, cellular component: mitochondrial outer membrane.
CUGGGCUUCAGGAUGAAGGGGUUUGUUUCCGGUUUGCACUGGGAAGUGAAGGCUGAGAGCGGCGCGGUGGAGGUGGGUCUUCAUAGUCAUUCGUUGGUGGUUCCUGGGUCUGUUUUCCUCGCUCUGCCCGAUGCAUCCGCGACGCCCUGAGGGCUUCGACGGCCUGGGCUACCGGGGCGGCCGAGAGGAGCUGGGGGGCUUCACGGCCAAGGCAGACCUAGGCCAUUGGGUCAGCACCCCGCCUGACAUCCCUGGCAGCCGCAACCUGCACUGGGGAGAGAAGACCCCACAAUUCGUCGCCGGGACUCCGCUGGGAGUAGCCGGGCUCAGUGAGGACCCCUAUCCCGCUGGCGGCGCCAGCUCCGAACAAUUGAAUAGAUUUGCUGGUUUUGGCAUUGGCCUGGCAAGUUUGUUUACAGAAAAUGUGCUGGCUCAUCCUUGCAUUGUUCUGCGUCGACAGUGCCAGGUUAAUUAUCAUGCCAGGAACUAUCAUCUCACUCCAUUUACAAUCAUCAAUCUUAUGUAUAGCAUCAAUAAGGCCCAGGGCCCCAGAGCUCUUUGGAAAGGAAUGGGAAGCACUUUCAUUGUUCAGGGCAUAACCCUUGGAUCAGAAGGCAUCAUUAGUGAAUUCACACCCUUGCCAAGAGAACUUUCAUAUAAAUGGAAUCUCAAACAAAUAGGAGGACAUCUCUUGCUGAAAGGGUUGACUUGUGUGAUAGCAAUGCCUUUUUAUUCAGCAAGUCUGAUUGAAACUGUGCAGAGUGAAAUCAUUCGGGAUAAUCCUGGAAUUUUGGAUUGCCUGAAAGAGGGCAUAGGAAGAGCAAUGGGCUUGGGAGUUCCCCAUAGCAAACGGCUGCUCCCUCUUCUGGCAUUGACCUUUCCAACAGUUCUACAUGGAGUUCUUCAUUAUAUCAUCAGUUGCAUUAUCCAGAAGUUAGUCCUGCUCUUUCUAAAGAAAGAGAAUUCCCCCAACCUUCCAGCAGAGAACUCCAGUUCUGUGCAAAGCAUGUUGGAUGCUUACUUUCCAGAACUUAUUGCCAGCUUUGCUGCAAGCCUCUGUGCUGACGUCAUGCUCUACCCACUGGAGACAGUUUUACACCGUCUUCAUAUUCAAGGGACACGCACCAUCAUUGACAAUACAGACCUCGGAUAUGAAGUGCUCCCCAUCAAUUCUCAGUAUGAAGGAAUGAGAGACUGUAUCAAUACUAUAAAGCGUGAAGAAGGAAUAUUUGGAUUUUACAAAGGGUUUGGGGCUGUAGUUGUACAGUAUACAUUGCAUGUGGCUUUAUUGCAGCUCACUAAAAUUGUUUAUACCACAUUACUUCAGAAUGUUUCUUAGAAGCUAAUGUAUGUGGCUGCUUGAAGGUUCACACAUUCAGAAGAUAGAUAAGUGAGUGAGACCUGAAAGGUUAGAAUCUACAGUAAUGGCUUUCUUCUCACCACAUAGAAUGUUCCCUUGUAAAUAGUCACACAUGUUCCCCUGUGUCCUUUGCACAAUAACUGAUCAGAGGCAAAAAUAAAUAUGGAAAACUAUACAAGGCUAUUAAAAUAUUGAAAUGUAAAGUAUUAGAAAAUAUUUUCUAAAUCUGUAUGACUAUGUGGAUAGAAGUUGAAUACAAUCCUAGUGACGAUUUCUCCAUUUGAACUGAAUGGUACCUGUGCAAAAGUAAGCCGUGCUCUUAGUCUUACUUUUCAGAGGUACUUGCUCUUAGGGUUGUGCCUUAAUUUCUUUCUGUAGCUUGAAAUGAAUAUUAUUUUGACGCUCAGAAACCCAUGUUCAAUUUUGAGAAAUCUGUUGAAAGUUCUUUUCAUUUAAUUGCUGUAAAAAAGGAUUCCUUUUUAAAGGCAUUGUUAUGAUCAAGAAUGUUGUAAAAUGCAUUUCUAGACAUAAUUUCCUUCAUUAGAUAUGUUACUUUGCAAGUAUGAAUGAUUUCAUGCCUUCGUGCAGAAAGGUGAUGCCAGAAAGCUGAGUUGCUGUAUCAGGUGUCUAAAAGAGAGAUACUCUGCAGAUGAAUUUGCUCUACUUGGUUACUCAACAGGGUCUUAGCUAAAAAUGCUCCCACAGUUCAAUGAGUUUAAAGAGCUAAGUAUCAAAAGUAGGGGGUUUCAGAAAAAUGUCAUAAGGAGUUAAUGGUAGACUCAUUGGACACAAAUCUUAUCACCCUAGGAAUUCUUGUUAAGAUUCACCCUAGGAAUUCUUUUGAAAUCUAAGGGGCUUUAUUUCAAGUGAAUCUGUUCUAAGUAAAAUGUCAGCAAUGUUGUAUUGAUUUGUACAUAUGUACAACAAUCAUGGCCCUUAAUAGCUCAUUUUUCAAAUUUCCUUCGUAGUAUAAAGAGACUUGCAGGUCUUUCACAUUGUUGAUUUUUCCCCCUCCUAAAAUUAAAGAUCCACUGAAAGAUACUUGUCUGAAUUCAUUAGUUUCUCUUCUUAGUAUAUUGCCUCCACUUGUGAUUUUAGCUAUUUAUAUCCUUGCAUAACCUUUUCUGGAAUAGGUGGUUGUACAGCAGAGCUCUGUUGUCCAUCAACUUAACACUGAACUUCAUUUUCCUAAAAAGCCAACAUCUGGCUUGGUAAAAACUAAUUCUAAUAAUUAAGCGUCUUAUUUUGCUUCUGUGCCCAGGCUUGAUCUAAUGGAAGUGUUUAGAAAGAUGUGUGUUUACAAUGCUCUAGCAUGCUAAAAAAAAUUAAAUUUUCUGCCUUUCAUGAAUUAAUGUGUAUUGUAAAAGAUAUCUCUGUGAAUCUAGUAAAUUAAUGUGCAAGUUCAGAUUUGAUGUAUAAAUGUGUUUUGGGACAGCUGUUACAAAUAUAUUGAACUGGUUUAACGCAAAUGGAUUAAGAAACAGUUGCUUUGCUUAGUGUCACAAGUUUUCUGUGGGUGCUCUAAGGCUCUACAGGUAUUUGGAAUGAGGGUACAAGAGAACUUUAGCUUUUAUCUGGACAGUUGCAACAAGGGGAAAUAAAGCAGACAUUGCUAACAAAUUAAAAGGAAAAGAUUUAGGACAAAGCUGAGCUUUUUAAUGUAUGUUGUAAUGUGAUAUAUUUUUUUAUAAUUAUUUAAAAAAUAUUCUUGCAGUAAAAAUUCCUUUUAAAGGGAUGGUGUGCUUUGUGAAAUGUAAAUAAAACUUGAAACAUA